UCAUCCAAUGAGUACUCUAAUACUGGGAUUUCUCAAGAUUCUGGGGAUACAACCAGGGGAGAUGAACAUGGGAAAAGUGAUGUUUCAGUUAACGGACAUUCUCUACCUGAACAUAUGGUUAAGAAAGCUGAAAAGAUGGCCGGACCAAUUCAUCCGGGACAGUAUUGGUAUGAUUUCCGAGCUGGAUUCUGGGGUGUUCUGGGCGGACCUUGUCUCGGCAUAAUUCAUCCAUGUAUCGAAGAAUUUAACUAUCCGAUGCCAAAUAAUUGUGCUGGUGGGACGACUGGUGUUUUCGUAAAUGGGAGAGAGCUCCAUCAAAAAGAUUUGGACUUGCUUGCUAGUAGAGGGCUUCCAACUGAUAGAGAUAGAUUUUACAUAAUAGAGAUAUCAGGCAAAGUAUUGGAUGAAGAUACUGGUGCAGAGCUACAUAGCCUCGGCAAACUUGCCCCAACUGUUAAGAAAGCAAAGCGUGGUUUCGGCAUGAAAGUUCCAAGAGUAGCUGCUUAAUGAAUUCGUGGA
Hibiscus syriacus is the source of this 519-nucleotide messenger RNA. Its product is annotated as extra-large guanine nucleotide-binding protein 2-like. The coding region runs from base 115 to 507 and encodes 130 amino acids. The transcript is spliced from 4 exons. Gene Ontology annotation, biological process: regulation of defense response to fungus. The record is from RefSeq and is a predicted model, not a curated record. Lineage: Eukaryota; Viridiplantae; Streptophyta; Magnoliopsida; Malvales; Malvaceae.